Messenger RNA from Pterocles gutturalis (yellow-throated sandgrouse), 4231 nucleotides. RefSeq names its product cytoplasmic linker associated protein 1 (gene CLASP1). Lineage: Eukaryota; Metazoa; Chordata; Aves; Pterocliformes; Pteroclidae. The coding region runs from base 1 to 3972 and encodes 1323 amino acids. Gene Ontology annotation, biological process: mitotic spindle assembly. Gene Ontology annotation, molecular function: kinetochore binding; microtubule binding. The record is from RefSeq and is a predicted model, not a curated record. The transcript is spliced from 32 exons. Gene Ontology annotation, cellular component: microtubule organizing center; mitotic spindle; cytoplasmic microtubule.
AUGUUCCCCGAGACGUCCCUUUGCUUCAUCGGACUUACAGCUGAGUGUGCUUUUUUGGCAGAUAAAAUUUUUGACGAUGAAGACUCCGUGGAUGGGAACAGACCUUCCUCAGCUAGCUCCUCUACAUCUUCAAAGGCCCCUGCAAACUCCCGCAGAGUUGGGAUGGGGACCACCCGCAGACUUGGGUCUGCAGCUCUGGGCUCCAAGUCUUCAACAGCCAAAGAGGGAGCAGGUGCUGUGGAUGAAGAAGACUUCAUUAAGGCAUUUGAAGAUGUCCCAACGGUUCAGAUUUAUUCCAGCCGGGAUCUUGAGGAAUCUAUAAACAAAAUCAGAGAGAUACUAUCGGAUGAUAAGCAUGACUGGGAACAAAGAGUUUCCGCGCUGAAAAAGAUCCGUUCCUUACUUUUGGCUGGAGCCGCAGAAUAUGAUAACUUCUUCCAACACUUAAGACUUCUGGAUGGAGCAUUUAAAUUAUCCGCUAAAGACCUGAGGUCUCAAGUAGUGCGAGAGGCUUGUAUCACGUUGGGACAUUUGUCAUCAGUUCUGGGAAACAAGUUUGACCAUGGGGCAGAAGCCAUCAUGCCAACAAUUUUUAAUCUAAUUCCGAAUAGUGCCAAAGUCAUGGCCACGUCUGGUGUUGUAGCAGUUAGAUUAAUCAUUCGACAUACGCACAUCCCUCGAUUAAUACCCAUCAUAACCAGUAACUGUACCUCCAAGUCUGUUGCAGUUAGAAGGCGCUGUUUUGAAUUUUUAGACUUGCUGUUGCAAGAGUGGCAAACACACUCCCUAGAAAGACACAUAUCAGUGUUAGCUGAAACAAUAAAGAAGGGAAUUCAUGAUGCAGACUCUGAAGCCAGGAUAGAGGCAAGAAAGUGCUACUGGGGUUUCCACAGUCACUUCAGCAGAGAGGCAGAGCAUCUGUACCACACCUUGGAAUCUUCCUACCAGAAGGCCCUGCAGUCGCAUUUGAAGAACUCUGACAGCAUCGUGUCCUUGCCACAGUCGGAUCGUUCCUCCUCCAGCUCCCAGGAGAGUCUCAACCGUCCAUUGUCUGCCAAAAGAAGUCCUACUGGAAGUACUACAUCUAGAGCAUCUACAGUAAGUACAAAAUCUGUGUCAACACCAGGAUCUCUGCAGCGAUCCCGCAGUGACGUCGAUGUGAAUGCAGCAGCUAGUGCCAAGUCAAAAGUGACGUCUGCUGGAGCAUCUGCCCCCUUCAGUUCUGCUGCAGCCUUGCCCCCAGGCUCAUACGCAUCACUAGGUCGGAUUCGUACAAGGAGACAGAGCUCGGGCAGUGCCACAAGUGUCACCUCAACGCCUGCUGAUACCCGCGGCCGCAGCCGGGCUAAAGUAGUUUCCCAGUCCCAGCGAUCCAGAUCAGCUAAUCCUGCUGGUGCUGGUAGCCGGUCUAGUUCUCCGGGAAAGCUGUUAGGAAGCGCCUAUGGUGGCCUGAGCAGUGGAACAUCCAGAGUCCAGCCGGUGCCAUCAUCUUCAGAGAAGCGCAGCAAGAUCCCUCGGAGCCAGGGAUGCAGUCGAGAGACAAGUCCCAACAGAAUAGGACUAGCACGGAGCAGUCGCAUCCCCCGACCCAGCAUGAGUCAGGGGUGCAGCCGCGAUACCAGCCGUGAGAGCAGUCGAGAUACAAGCCCUGCUCGGGGCUUUCCUCCACUUGACCGGUUUGGACUUGGACAGCCAGGCAGGAUGCCUGCUUCUGUGAAUGCCAUGCGAGUCCUGAGCACAAGCACAGAUCUGGAAGCUGCUGUGGCUGAUGCACUGAAAAAGCCAGUGAGAAGAAGAUAUGAACCCUAUGGGAUGUACUCCGAUGACGAUGCUAACAGUGAUGCGUCCAGCGCUUGCUCAGAGCGCUCCUAUGGUUCCAGGAAUGGGGGCAUUCCACACUACCUGCGGCAGACUGAAGAUGUGGCCGAGGUCUUGAACCACUGUGCCAGCUCCAACUGGUCUGAAAGGAAAGAGGGGCUCAUAGGUCUUCAGAACUUACUGAAAAGCCAGCGGACACUGAGCCGAGUCGAGUUAAAAAGGCUGUGUGAAAUAUUUACUCGCAUGUUUGCUGAUCCUCACAGCAAGAGAGUCUUCAGCAUGUUUCUGGAAACCCUGGUUGAUUUCAUCAUAAUUCACAAAGAUGACCUGCAGGAUUGGCUUUUUGUUCUCCUGACACAGUUGCUAAAGAAAAUGGGAGCAGAUUUGCUGGGGUCUGUGCAGGCAAAAGUUCAAAAAGCUCUGGAUGUCACCAGGGAUUCUUUUCCAUUUGAUCAACAAUUUAACAUUUUGAUGAGGUUUAUAGUAGAUCAGACCCAAACACCAAACCUGAAGGUGAAAGUUGCUAUACUGAAGUAUAUUGAGUCCUUGGCAAGACAGAUGGAUCCAACAGACUUUGUGAACUCCAGUGAGACAAGACUUGCUGUAUCUAGAAUUAUAACUUGGACAAAAGAACCAAAGAGCUCGGAUGUGAGAAAGGCAGCACAAAUAGUCCUGAUUUCUCUCUUUGAAUUGAACACUCCGGAGUUUACCAUGUUACUUGGUGCCUUGCCAAAAACAUUCCAGGAUGGUGCUACCAAGCUCCUGCACAACCACCUCAAGAACUCCAGUAACACCAGUGUGGGUUCCCCCAGCAAUACCCUUGGUCGGACUCCUUCCCGGCACUCCAGCAGCAGAACCAGCCCCUUAACUUCACCUACCAACUGUUCCCAUGGUGGACUGUCUCCAAGUCGGCUCUGGGGUUGGAGUGCAGAUGGGCUGUCGAAGCACCCCCCUCCCCUUUCUCAGCCUAACUCCAUCCCCACUGCUCCUUCCCACAAGACUUUCAGACGCUCUUACUCUCCCAGUAUGCUGGAUUAUGACACGGAGAACCUAAAUUCUGAUGAAAUCUACAGCUCUCUUCGUGGAGUCACAGAAGCGAUUGAAAAAUUUAGUUUCCGGAGUCAAGAGGACCUGAAUGAGCCAAUCAAACGUGAUGGAAAGAAAGACUGUGACAUUGUGUCUCGAGAUGGUGGCCUCGCUGUGCCUGCCAGUGAUGUCCAUGGAAGCAGUGACAUUGUGGAAGGUGGAAGGAUGGCUCUAGAUAACAAAACCUCCCUACUGAACACUCAGCCUCCCCGCGCCUUUUCGGGUCCACGUGCUCGAGAAUAUAACCCCUAUUCUUAUGCUGACACAAUUAACACCUAUGACAAGACUGCGCUGAAGGAAGCAGUGUUCGAUGAUGACAUGGAUCAGCUUCGAGAUGUACCCAUUGACCAUUCAGAUUUGGUGGCCGACCUUCUGAAAGAGCUCUCCAACCACAACGAGCGGGUGGAGGAGCGGAAAGGAGCCCUCCUGGAACUGCUGAAGAUCACAAGGGAAGAUAAUCUUGGAGUUUGGGAGGAACACUUUAAAACCAUUCUGCUCUUGCUACUGGAAACACUUGGAGACAAAGAUCAUUCAAUAAGAGCCCUGGCACUGCGAGUCCUGAGAGAGAUCUUGCGGAACCAGCCAGCAAGGUUUAAGAACUAUGCAGAGUUGACCAUCAUGAAAACACUGGAAGCGCAUAAGGAUUCGCACAAAGAGGUCGUCAGAGCUGCUGAAGAAGCUGCUUCCACCCUGGCAAGUUCUAUCCACCCUGAGCAAUGCAUCAAGGUGCUUUGCCCCAUCAUUCAGACUGCAGAUUAUCCAAUUAACUUAGCUGCCAUCAAAAUGCAGACGAAAGUCAUCGAGAGGAUUUCCAAGGAAUCGUUGCAUCAGCUCCUUCCCGAUAUAAUUCCUGGGUUGUUACAGGGUUAUGAUAAUACGGAGAGCAGUGUCCGUAAAGCUAGCGUAUUUUGCUUAGUGGCAAUUUAUUCAGUAAUUGGAGAAGAACUGAAACCUCAUCUCACACAACUGACGGGAAGCAAGAUGAAGCUACUAAACUUGUACAUAAAGAGGGCCCAGACCACCAACAGCAACAGCAGUUCCUCUUCAGAUGUUUCAACGCACAGUUAAUGGAGAUUUGUGGACAUAUGUGUAGACUUAGAAGCAAUCAACGGUGCCUCUCAGAGACCUUUCUGCUACUUUUCACUGGCGCGCUCCAUCAGCUCAAGGAGGCCAUGCAGAUAUUUAUUGCAAUCAGUAUUUUAGUCACUUAAAAGCUUUUAUGUAGAAUCUUACUGGUAUUGAAUGUAAAGGAACCAAGGUCUGUGUUGCAGUCUUCAUUAAAAGUGAACAACAGAAAGCCAUACUUAAACAUAUUUGUAUAGCCUGC